AUGUGCAGUCAUUUAUCAAAAAUUAUAGAAUCUCUGUUUUAUUCAUCAAAAUUGAACAGUAAAAUUACUUUUUGUUGGAAAAACAGUUUAUAUUCGAACUAUAUAAAUUUAGAACAGAUUAGAUUCUACAGUAAAUCCACAGAUAAUAACACACAAAUUGUCUCAGAUACUGAACUAGACGAUUUUUGCAGCCUUUUGAAUCAAGAUAAACAGAAUUGGUGGUCACUUUAUGUAAGAGGAGAAGUGCCAGAUUAUGAACCGAGAAGGAAUAUGUUCCAUAAAUUGACAUCAGAAGGAAUCGAUGUAGAAUCUAUGGAACCGUAUGAAAUAGAAGAUUUCACACGUUGGCUAUUAAUGAGACAGAAUCACGGAGAAAAAUACCCAAAAAUUGAGGAAGAAAAUCCCGUUAAAAACAAGAAAAUGAUCAGGAAAAUUUACACAUCGUUUUAUAAAUUUAAUUUAAAAGGUUUAAAAUCGACAAGGAAGUUUGCAACAGAAUCGAAUGUAGUUAAACAUGAGGAAUUUUUAAAAAACUUUGAUACAGGUUUACAAAAGGAAGAUUCAGGAGAAGGAUCAAACGUUGUCAUAGAGUCUUAUAAUGACAACUAUAAAGGUUCGAAGGAGAGAUUCCAUAGUUUUCCACUGGCCGAAAAUGAUAUGUACUCUAAUAAGCCAGUAUGGAUGCAACUAAACGAAAUUGAGAAUGCAUACAAGUUAAAAUUCAAAUAUAAGUCAAGAGUCGAAGCACAAAAGAAAAUUUCAAAGGCAAAUAAAAGUAUUGAGACUUUAGGAGAGCUGGAAUCAAAUCCAUCUCGUCUGGUAGAAAUAGAUAGUUUUAGGACAAUCAAUUCAGAAGUAAAGGAAGAAACCAAAACAACAGAGGUUUCUAAAAGUUUGGAAACACCAUUUUCAACAAUUAGUGAUGGGACCCAUUUGAUUAAUGAUAUUGAUUUGGGAGGAGAUGCAUAUUAUGAAAAGGUUGACCUAAACAAUAAUCCUGGUUCUAUCAGAGCACCAGAUUCAAUUAAACCUCAGAACAUUUUAAAGGAAGAGAAGUCCCUCCUCACUGAAAUCUUUGGAGAUGGUGACGACAAUUACAUAGAUGCGACGAAACCAAGUGCAAUAAUAGAAUCUACGACGAACCUUGAGGCUGAAACAUGGCUAAACAUGGACCCUAACCAUAUUUUGAUACAACAAGACCUGCUCAAAUCGAAGAACACGACCCAAGUCCUAUCGAGUAUAGGAGAUAAACUUAAACAGAUGAAUGCAGUUAAUGUCUCAACUGCAAUUCAUCGCCUAGCAAAGUACACGAACCCAUACAAUAGAUACAUGGUGGUCAACCAUGAAUCUUUCGGGAAAUUAAUAGCAUUGGUUGAAGAUCACAUUCUAAAAUUUGAUCCCCAAGGAUUGACUAAUAUUUUUUGGUCAAUGAUCAAGCUGAAGAUAACACCCAAGUGGCUGGACUGUCUGUUGGAACAAAUUAACAUAAAUGCGAAUAGUUUAAAUUUGAGUGAGUUAUCAAACUGCCUUUUUUGUCUAUCUAAACUAACUAAAGCAAAUGAUUCAAGUCUGGAGCUUAGGUUUAAAAUACUUAGCCUAGUGCAGGAUAAAAUAAAACAGUUCAAGAGACCACUGGACCUCACAUGUGUAUCUACAGCACUAGCACGCUUAAAUGUUAGGAACCCAGUGAUCUUCGGACACAUUAGUAGUCAAGUGAUCUCGAGCUUGGAAGAGUUCAAAAUACAGGAGAUUUGUGGAAUAGCAUGGUCUUACGCCUCACUUGGCUUCACAGAUCACCUGCUAUUCAGGAAAAUCAGGGAAUUCAUAGAGUCAAAAGCAGACCCAAAUAACAUUGGGAACAUAGUUCACUUGGCCUGGGCAUUAUCGAAAAUAAAGGAAGCGGACCCUGAUUUUUUUCUGUACACCGUUUCACCACUAGUUAGAAGUCACCUCUCAAGUUUAAAUUGCAGACAAAUGACAACGAUAUCAUGGGCAUACGUAAACGCUGGAGUUGAAGACCAGGAUUUGUUCAACGACAUAGCUUCAACUCUAAUUCACCACGUGGACGAAAUGACGACCCACGACGUGGCCUCUUCAGUAGUAGCGUUUUCUCACAUCGAAGUCGACAAGUUGCUUUUGAAAAAAAUAAAAUCGAGAGCUGCCUUAAUGUUAAACGAGUUCACACCACUACAGCUUUCUAAGAUUGUUGCUGGGUUUGCAGGUUUAGCUGAUCAGCACUUUUAUAACCAAGUGGCAAAGGUAGUCGACUCUAAACUCCACCUAAUGUCGCCCGAAAACAUAGUUGAAAUACUAUUAGGAUUCACGAAUGCAAAUGUUCUUCCAAUACAACUCUUUACAAAACUACUAAACACAGUGUCGAAGAGUUGCAAGAAAAUGUACGCUGAGGAUUCCCUGCUUCUCUUGGACCUCCUGCGCACACUCCAAGGCUCUAAUAUUAGUCACCAGCUGUCUAAAUCCUUCAGCAAUUUGGCUCAAAACCUAAUAGAACAAAUUGACCAGAGAGUUUCAAGGUGGAAAUGCUUUGACGUAACUCAGAUAACUACGCUUUUCAACUGUUUGAAGUUGGGGGAUGGAACUGUGGACGUCAUGGGGACCAUAGUUAAGCAGCUUGCUUCUUGCCUUAAUAGAGUUUACAAGUCCGUUUUACCCCUAGAAAGAAAAAGAGAAAUAUUCUUAAACUUCCUAUUAUCAACCAACAACCUUCCGACCAACUCACUGAAUGUUCUGAAGACCAACUUUGCCAAAGAUCCAGAGCUUAUUAAGUCUUUCAACAACAUGAUGACUCUGGCCAAAGUUAACCCAGAUGAUUUGACUUAUAUUGAGGUGGCUGUAAAAAUGCUCCACUCGUGUACUGUCAUAGGGUUCUCAGAUCAUCUCACUAACUCUUUGUUUGAUGAAGUUAUGGAAUUCGAGCUUGAGUCUCCAAUUGAGGAUGUUGAGUUGGGUUCCAAAUUAAUUUGGAGUCUAGUGGAGUCAAAUUUACACGUGAAGUGGGCACUCGAGAAAAUUAAAUAUUUUUCAACAAACUACGUUUUCGAACCAAAUCUCAAGGAUCUAGAUUCUCUUGUUAGAUUAAUGUGGUCCUGCGCCGCUGUUUCAGAGGACUCUCUUCUGCUGGACUUAACAAGACACUUGAGUAUAUAUGAAAACCUCUUUCCUUCAGAAGUUUUCCUUUCUCAACAAACUGCUCUACAUAUCCUCAAAUGCAUGAAUAAUCCCAAUGUUAUAUUUAGUGAUGUUGAGUUGUUGGAGUCAGGCCAACCUCAAUUGGAUAAGGACAACCAGGAUUUGGGAAAUUCGUUUGGAGAACUUGAAAAGAAAAGCAUGGACAUAUUAAAGGAGUGGCUUGAGUACAAGAGGGAAGACCUUUACGUAAAGUCAAAAAAGAACAAAAAGUUGAGGACGCCGGAAAUGGACCACGACUCUUUCAUUUCAGAAUGUCUAAUUAGGGUAAUUUUAGCUAAAUAUAAUAUUGUUCAGAUGAAAAUUCCACACAAAACUCUCCAUGUUGUUGAGAACAUAUACAGAGUGAGCAUUUCAUUCCCUGUGGAGAAUCAACUGCUUGAUGUUGUUGGAUUCAUGGAUGUUUUGGUUCCUAGGGGACAGAUUAGAUCUUCUACUCUGCUCAGACAGAGGCAGUUACAGAUACUUGGAUAUGGUAUACACCCUCUCAGACUUUCAUCUCUUUAUGAGUCUAAUGGCGAAAAGGCAAAAAAUCUUAUCGCAGAGACUAUUUCAAGCUUUAACACCUUGGCCAAGGACCAUAUUUCCUUUACUAAAAUGGCCCCUUCGGCCUAA
Messenger RNA from Theileria annulata, 3819 nucleotides. RefSeq lists its product as uncharacterized. NCBI's taxonomy places the organism in Eukaryota, Apicomplexa, Aconoidasida, Piroplasmida, Theileriidae. Gene Ontology annotation, molecular function: RNA binding. The transcript has 4 exons. Gene Ontology annotation, cellular component: mitochondrial matrix; ribonucleoprotein granule. Bases 1 to 3819 code for a protein of 1272 amino acids. Gene Ontology annotation, biological process: mitochondrial RNA processing; regulation of mitochondrial mRNA stability. The record is from RefSeq and is a predicted model, not a curated record.